CUGGUGGCUCGACAGAUUAGCCGCCGAGGGGGAUGCUGGCGGGCGCAUCAUUGGCUCAGCGCAAAGGCCCCAACGGUGCAUGAGGGGCAGCUCUCCGCGAAUAAUCAGUCGGAAAUGGUUGAUCUCCUCCUUCACAGUGCUGCAGGUUUGGCCUUCCCUGAACCAUGCGAUACCCUAGGGUUGCAGGUGGCUGCUACUAGCACCAGGUCUGGCUGUGUGUCGCUUUUCCAACUGCCGGUGGGGACCC
Messenger RNA from Aspergillus eucalypticola CBS 122712, 247 nucleotides. RefSeq lists its product as uncharacterized. NCBI's taxonomy places the organism in Eukaryota, Fungi, Ascomycota, Eurotiomycetes, Eurotiales, Aspergillaceae. The record is from RefSeq and is a predicted model, not a curated record. The transcript has a single exon. The annotation marks the transcript as partial.